AAUAAUUAUUCAAUAAACGCAUUGAUUUGUUUCACGAGCUGCUUCUACUUUUAUAAGCGGCGUGCAAAAUGACAAGUUAUAGGAGAUGUAUCGUGGUUGUUGCAUUGUUGACAUAGCAACCCGUUUUAGACUGCACCGAGUUCCAGGAGAAUUGUGGUGUAGAAUAUUAGAUACGAACAGAAUUGGAACAAACAGUUUUAUGAUUCAUCCGACAGAAAAAAUAUCUCACUGUAGAAUAAUUAUCUAUUUUCUGUCAGAAUAUGGGUUUUGCUAUAACUCUGCAGACGUUAAAUUUUCUGUGAAUUAUUAGAAACGGCUUUGGUCUAUAUUGUCAGAAAGGAAGUACAUUAUUCAUUAGGGAAAUGAAAUGGACGUAUACAUUUCUCUAUAACAGUAGACCGUUUCUACAGACAUUACAUUGAUUUUUACUCGAAUGGGUCUGAAAUGCCACGUUUAUAUGAGUAUUGUAAGGAAAAAAAUGGAAUGCGUUAUUUACGAAACUCUUUCAUGAAUUGGCAAUUGACUGAACGUUCGCAUACGACAAUCAUUUGCAUACGCGCUAACACACAACAGAGUAUGGAAUAAUAAAUGCCAGUUCCGACGUGAAAUCUUAAAUAUAAAUCUGAAAUCGAUAGGGAGGUUGGUAUACUGAUGUCAUGACAGUUGUAAAGAAAUGUGUAACUACUUCCGUUAUUUUGGCGGGAAUGUCCGUUUUGUUCCAGACGAUAAGUUUUAUCAUUCCUGGAUGGUUCAUAACUGAAACUAGGAAAUUUAGUGUGAAUAUGGCUCUGUGGUAUGUAAUAUUUUGUAAUGGUGAACAAAACAUUACAAUCAGUGAACCAUGCGAAACUGUUACAUACAAGCGUCUAUUUUCCGGAGAGAAUGGAGACGGCCUUGCUCAUCUGGGUGCAAUGUUUACGUCAGUGAUUGGAACUCAAGUUCAGGUGACAUCAUGUCUGAUUUUGGCAACUGGAGCUUUUCUCCUAAUUUUGUUUCAACUUAAAACAUUCCAUCAGCAGACGCCAGGGCAACCGAGCAUAUUCGAGGACGAGCCAAGGGGCACAUGCAAUAGCAGAGCUAAAUUUAUCUACAGCGGUGGCUUCUCGGCUAUAUUUCAGUUGUUUUCAGGAAUUUUACUAGGAUUAGUUAUCAUUGACUUCGCUAAGAAGUACUACGCUUUUGGUAAACCAAGACCACCUAUUCCAUAUACACUUUUUAUAGCUGGUUUGGGCGCAGUAUGUUCCGGCCUAUGCGGUAUCAUUGAACUAGCUAUAGCAUUCCGGACAAAAGAAGACCGUAGUCGGCGUUUAAGCAGUGCGGCUGAUAAACACUGCACCCCACAACAGCUAAUACCUCUAAAUCAAAUUCAAGGUCAAAGUCAUAAGAAAGGUCAUUAUCAUGAGUCACAGUUAAGAAAUAUAUCAGUUGACGAGGGUGAUUAUUAUGGACAGGAUUAUGACGUAGAAAAUCCAGCUUUCCAUACACAAGGAGGGAGAAAGUCGGACGUAUCCAGCUCACUAUUUCCAGGAUACAGACUUGGAAGACAAAAUUUACAAGGACAUGAUAAGAAAUGGUGGAGAAAAGUUACUUUCGCAGCGUUUACAGUAUUGUAAAGUAGAUCAGAGAGAUAUACUCAAUAUGUAUGGAACUAUCUCAAUCAGUCAUAUUGGAAGAGAAAUUAUUUUAUAUACGGAAUAUUAUACAAGCGUGUUGGUGUGUGCGUUUAUAUCACAUCUCGUAGGUUGUUUUACGUUUUGUAUCACCUUUGUCCGAAAAAAUAGGGUGAUACCAAAAGUAACAAAAGCAACGAGAUGUGAUACGAUAUGUUUAGAUAAACACUUAUGUUUACACUUAAAUGUAUUACCUUCCUACUCAUGUUGUAUCAUAAUCGACUCCGUGUUUUCGGUUUCCAUCUUACCCUAGUCGGUUGAUUGGACAAACUGACUGUACUACUUUCGAUUAACGCCAAACCGACCGACACGGACUUUAGAGACACCGAGUCAUUGCUGAUACAAGACGAUGUAGGGCCUAUCACUUUAUUUGAUAAGUCCUUUAUUUUGAACGGAAAAUGUAUAGCUGCUAUUUCAUCCACCUGAGCCAUAACAGGAUGUUUUCGUUAGCUACAGCUCUAUUUUGCAAGGUCCAGAUAUAAAUUAUAAAUCAUUCUAAGGUCUCCGAAUGUGGUAGUAGACUUUUUACAAUUAUCAAUUUUUCUUUAAUAAUGUCUAUUUUAUAGCAAAAAAAUGAACUCUCCCGUUAUAAAAAUUGGGCGAAAUCACAACAUCGGAACAAUUAGAAAUUUACAAAACGUUUUCAUAAUAGUCUAUGCACAAAUGGGGCAAAAAAUUGAAUAAAGAAAGAUAUAUAGUCAGAAAUGGCUGAAAUGUACCAGUGAAAAAAACAACAUUAUUUUAUUUUUUACUUUAAAUUCAUAACUAGUGAAAUGUAAAUGUAGAAAAGUAGAAAGUUUCUGCAACAACUCUCAGAGCUCUUUAGAAUGGUAUAUAAUAUUAAUAAUAUGAAUUAAGGCAAUGCCUCAAUCGGGAGUCGUUACAGUUCAUCAGCCUGCCCGGAAAUAUGCGUUUGUAUCAAUUUAAAGGUAGAUUUUGGAAUAAAAAUCCAUACUGCACAUAUUUGUUCUGAUGUGCAAGACGUUAUGGCUCGGACAAGCUAUGUGGACGCUUAUUACGCACAAGGAAAAGGCGUAUUCUUCAAAAAAAUCCGACGUCAGACGCUCUGUGCACGUGCCGGCAGACCACAUGUUUUAAUUCGAUCCCAUUCGGUAUAUAUCGCAUGUUACCGUAGAGGGAUCGGUAGGAUCGAUUCCCUGUUAUAGUAUUGCCUUAUAUUAAAGAGAAAUCGAGACAUAUUGUGGAAAUAAGCUUUUUCUGACUCUCAUGUAAAUUGUGAGUGUUACGUAAUGCGUAUGAAAGCAUGAAACUUGCUCUUGGACUAUUGCAGAAUUGUAAGUAUCGCAGAUUUCCAUAUAUCAUUAUCUACCUCUAGUUUUAAUCGCGCACCUGCUGUAUCCUGAAAAUCUGCCUUUAACUCUACAAUGAAUAUGCUAUAUACAGAUACAGUAUUCAUAUUUUUUUCAAAAAUGCUCAAGAUCUGAAUUGUCUAUCAUCGGUUAAACACUUUCAUUUUCCCUGAACAAAAAUGUUCGUUACUUUAUGUACUCAUCUGUUAGUAAGCAUGUUAUAACAUUUAUUGUUAUAAAAUAAAACAUCACCUUUUCAAUUCAUAAUAUCCCGAAAGCAGUAAGUUAAGUCACAAAUUUUCUUUUGUCUUUUUUUCUCUUCAAAUGCAUUCAUCUUUUGUAAAAGUGUUAGAGCGUUUUUGUCCUAGAGGCGCGUCUAAACAAGUUUUGUGUGUCUUCGACAUGUUGUAUGCCAAGAAAAUGCAAGAUUGUAAAAGAUAUCCACAUAUAUACUAGAAUAUUUUCUGAACUGUUUUUGGUUAUUUAAUUUGGCUGUUAUUUCAUGGCCGUGCUUUGAAAACCCGUAAAAUUUGUGCUUUUCCUACCAAUCGCCUAGGACAAUCAAAGCAUGCAGUUUAUUACGUUAGAGCACCAUUAGCUUGAUGUCGUCUGCCGCUGGAAUUUUAUCCGUGGGACAUUCAAGGACUAUUGGAUGAAGCAGUGAGGUCAGGAACGAUAACUUCAUAAAAUCGAGUUACUGUAUCUUGUUUUGAUAAUACAGUUCUUUUCUAAUUUUCUGAUCUGUUAUAGUUUGCCAACAGCUUCGAUCAGAGAUAAAUUGAAUGUAUUUUUUUUUUUCGUACUUAGCCUAUUCCAUAAUUGUCUUUCAGAUGACUGCUUACACUGCUGUUAAUAUUAUUGUUUUCCAUUUUGAUUUCAUUUUAAACCUUUUAAGCGGUCUACAUUUGAAUCGCAUUACAUUUCAUAUGUUUGGCCAAUUUAAAAGACCGGUUGUUUUGGUUUGUUUUUAUCAGUUAUCAUAAAACCUUUUUGUAGAAUAUAUGUGAUUCGUUACAGGCAAAUCGACCAUGCAAUUUUGGGCCAUUGUUGUCCAUCUGGACAUCUCUACUAAU
This is a messenger RNA of Mercenaria mercenaria, 4053 nucleotides long. RefSeq lists its product as uncharacterized. Bases 657 to 1613 code for a protein of 318 amino acids. The transcript is spliced from 3 exons. The record is from RefSeq and is a predicted model, not a curated record. Lineage: Eukaryota; Metazoa; Mollusca; Bivalvia; Venerida; Veneridae.